AUGGAUGAUCCCAAAGCGACUGAGCUAGACGUGCUGCGAGAUACGUGGGCGCGCUACUUGGGGUACGCCAACGAAGUGGGAGAGGCGUGCAGAGGGGUGCUUCCUCUUUCCCUGGUCCAUGCCUCCUAUGGCCUGGUGGGGCUCUACGUGCUUGCGGAUGCCAUCCACAAGGGACGCCGCGCCAGCCACAGAAAGCACGGAUCGGUUGCUGAGCGAAGGUUCGACAUUGUGGACAACGUCGCGGACACGCUGCUGUGGCAAACGCUGGCGUCUCUGUUGGUGCCACCGCUGCUCAUCAACCGGACUUGCAAGCUGACGGCCUUUGGGCUGGGCAAGUAUUUCCCGCCGGCGGCAUAUCCCUCUCUGACUCCACGGCGCCGCGCACUUGUGCAGACAGCCGUGGGUCUUGCCGUCAUUCCCUUCAUCGUGCACCCGAUCGACCACGGCGUACACUUUGCCCUCGACCACACUUCGCGUGUACUCUCCGGCAUCAUUCGACGUAAGUACUUCCCAGUGCCAUCUUCCUCCUCGCCUCCCUUGCAGACGCCACAGGGCUCUGACAACCAACAACAACACGAAUGA
This is a messenger RNA of Acanthamoeba castellanii str. Neff, 582 nucleotides long. RefSeq names its product mitochondrial protein 18 kDa, putative. The record is from RefSeq and is a predicted model, not a curated record. The transcript has 3 exons. Bases 1 to 582 code for a protein of 193 amino acids. NCBI's taxonomy places the organism in Eukaryota, Discosea, Longamoebia, Acanthamoebidae. Gene Ontology annotation, biological process: mitochondrial fission. Gene Ontology annotation, cellular component: mitochondrion.